GUUGAAACGGCGCGCCACGACAGAAGUAGAACUACAAAAUUGGCUGAGCAAUCUAAACAGAAGGUUUACGGAAUUUGGAAAUAGGGCUUCAAACAUCUUACAACAGCUAAAAACACGAGUAAGCAGUGUACAAUAAAGGUCGCUGAAAUGGCUACUACCAACGGUGAAGCCGAUGUAGCAGACGGACAUAACCCUGAGAGAAAUGGAGCAAUGUAUGACCCCACUGAUGAUCCGUUUGUCCCAGAGCGUCAGUCUGCUGAUGAUAUGGAUGAACAGAGGAAUAAAAACAUUGCGUACCAGUAUCUUUGCCAUUUAGAAGAAGCUAAAAAGUGGAUUGAAGCUUGCAUAGAUGAAGAAAUGCCACCCACAACUGAACUGGAGGAGGGACUUCGCAACGGUGUCUACCUUGCAAAGCUCGGACAUUAUUACGCUCCAAAUAAAGUUCCACUCAAGAGAAUAUAUGACAAGGAACAGAACAAGUACACUUCAAAGGGUCUUCAUUUCCGACAUACAGAUAAUAUAAAUUACUGGCUAAGGUCAAUGGAGGAUAUAGGAUUACCACAGAUAUUUUAUCCAGAAACAACAGAUGUUUAUGACAGGAAAAACAUGCCUCGAGUAGUAUAUUGUGUACAUGCUCUCAGUUUGUAUCUAUUCAAACUUGGAAAAGCUCCUCAAAUUCAGAAUUUGUAUGGAAAAGUGGAUUUUACUGAGGAGGAAAUUAGCAUCAUGCAGAUGGAAUUGGAAAAGUAUGGGAUUCAAAUGCCAUCAUUUGGAAAAAUUGGUGGAAUUCUUGCAGAAAAUAUGUCAGUGGAUGAGGCAGCAUUACAUGCUGCCGUGAUUGCAAUCAACGAAGCCGUGGAGCAUGAAAAUGCUGAGGAGACGUUGGCAGCGCUACAGAACCCAAAUGCGCUACUCCUCAACGUGGACCCGAAAGACAAGCAGGAAUACCAAAAUGAAUUGUUCAUAGCAAAGGAAGAAAAAAAAGAAAAUGCUCUGAACAAGGGUUCUAAACCGAAGGCUCAAGAUCAAUCUAUCCGUGAAGGGGAAGUUAUGGAAAGUGAUGUCUACGAUACUCUGCUUACUCAAGCUGAAAUCCAAGGAAACAUCAACAAAGUUAAUAUUACCCUGGAGGUUGCUUGUCUUAAUAAUGCUCUGAACAGUGGGAACCCAGAUGAAGUAUUGCGAGCACUUAGCAGUGACAUCCUCAAGUUUAAUAACAUUGACCCAGAUAACAUAAAAUGGUACAUACAAGAACUACAAGCUGCCAAGGAAGCUAAAGGACAGAACCUAGAUAAAGAUGAUAUCCAGGCCUCAAUUAAUGCUGCUAACAAGAAGUCAAAGGAUCACAAGAAUUUUGUCAAAGCAAUUGCAGACAUAAAUUUGGCCAUCGGCGGUCAGGAUUCUGCUGAGACUCUAAAAGCGCUAAAACGUCCAGAAGCAAAAUUACCUAAAGUGUACGACAGUGGAGAAAAACUUUACCAAAGUGAACUGAAAGAAAUCAGAGAUACCAAUGAAGGGGACUUAACCCAUGGUCAGUUAACAGUUGCUGUUCAAGUUUUAUCUGCUGUUGCUUUGAUCAACGAUGCCCUGAACACCGGCAGCUCGGAGGAGACAGUCAAUGCCCUUUUAAACCCAGAUGCUGCACUCGAUGAAGUGGAGGCUGACUUGACCUACGCAGAACGUUAUCACACUACAAUGACAAACGUCAAACAUACCAAAGCCGAGGAUGGAAUUGAUUUCCUAACACAAGAAGAAGUUCAACAGUGUAUUGAGAUUGUUAAUCAGACAGUACAUGAAGAACAAGAAAGGAUCCUUGCAAUCACUGCCAUUAAUGAAGCUAUUGAUGAGGGUGAUGCUGAGAUGACCCUUGGAGCUCUUCAGAUGCCAUAUGCCAAGCUGAAUGAUGUACAACCACAUGAGGCUGUGCUCUAUCAGAAGCAACUGCAGGCCGAGAAAGAGAAAAAAUCUUGGAAUUCCGAUGAUGAAUCAGACCCAAUGCUGUGGUUGGAUGAGAUCCAGAAUGCUAUUGAUGGUGCCAACAAAACAGCAGCAGACAUGAAUAAAUUGGCAUCUGGAGUAGCAGCCAUCAAUGCUGUUCUGUCGUCAGAAGCUGCAUCCGAAGAUGACCUUAUGAAAGCCAUCGGAAAUCCUGGUGUCGGAUUUCACUCCAUCACACCAGAAUGUGCUGGUGAAUAUCUGAAGGAACUUGUGGCGGCAAAGAAAGCCAAAGAGUUGGAAGGAGAAGGGGAUGCAAAUGGAGACUGGGUCUGUCUUAAAACUAAAGAUGGCCUUGACUACUACUACAAUAUAAACACAAAUGAAUCAAACUGGGAGCUUCCAGAGGGCGCUGUACUCAACAGUCACCAGCUAUCGAAGGAGGAGAUACAGGGUGUUCUUAGCAAAGUUACCUCCAACUACGACAGGCAGUUACUCUUCAAGUCUAACGAGGAUAAAAUCAUUACCUUACAAGCGCAUACGCGUGGAAUGAUUGCCCGCAAAUCAUUUCACGAUCGCAUGGAUUUUAUCCGACGUCAACUUCCGGCUAUCAUCAGAAUUCAGAGUUGGCUAAAAGGUAUUACUCAAAAGAAAAUCUACAGAGAUAGACUUGAGUACCUGAAUUCACAAGAAGAUGCUACAGUAAAGUUACAAUCAUAUGCUAGAAUGUUGGCUGCAAAAAACAAGUACAGGAAACGAAAGCAAUAUUUCAAAGAUCAUGUUAAAGAAGUUGUACAGAUUCAGGCAUUCUAUCGUGCAAAUCAAGCCAGAAAUGAUUACCACAUUCUAAUCAGCUCAGAAAAUCCCCCUUUGAAAGUUGUUCGCAAGUAUGUGCAUCUAUUGGAUCGAAAUGAAAUGGAUCUAUCAGAGGAACUUGAAUUACAGGAUUUGAAGGCCAAAGUUGUGAAGCAAAUUAGGUCAAACGUCCAGUUGGAAAAUGACCUUGGCGCAAUGGACAUCAAAAUCGGCCUUUUGGUUAAGAAUAGGAUCACAUUACAGGAUGUUGUCACACACAGUAAGAAACUAAAGGGGGCAGCAGACAUGGGCAGACCAGCCAGUGGGAUUAAAUCCCUAAGCAAGGAGAAGCGUCAUAUGCUGGAGUCGUACCAACAUUUGUUCUACCAGCUGCAGACCAAUCCCAACUACCUGGCUAAACUUAUUUUUGCCAUGCCUCAGGUGAAAACUACCAAAUUCCUUGAGUCUGUGAUCCUCUCACUGUACAACUACGCAGCAAAUCAGAGAGAGGAAUAUCUACUGCUAAAGCUCUUCAAGACUGCCCUCGAGGAAGAGAUCAACCAUCUCCUAAUCGGAGCUGAAAAAGGGUCAAAGGUUGAUAAGAUGAUGGAAAUCAUCACAGGAAAUCCCAUGGUUAUCAAAAUGGUGGUUACAUUCAACAGAGGCGCUAAAGGUCAAAGUUCACUUCGAAGCAUCCUACAGCCAUUGGUCAAGGAAGUGAUGGACGACAAAAACAUAAACAUAAACACAAACCCAGUUGAAGUCUACAAGGCAUGGAUCAAUCAGAAAGAGACAGAAACUGGAGAGGCAACAAAUCUACCUUACGACGUGUCGUCGACAGUUGCAAUGGAGCAUAACGAAGUAGCCAAUCGCGUGCAAGAAUCUAUCACAAAGCUCAGUUUAGUUUCUGACAAAUUUUUGUCAAGUAUCAUAUCAGCCAUUGAUGAUAUUCCAAAUGGAAUGCGAUACAUCGCCAAGACUCUUAGAAAUUCUUUAACUGAAAAAUUCCCAGAUGCCGCCGAAGAUGAUAUUUUGAAGAUUGUUGGUAACCUCAUCUACUACAGAUUUAUGAACCCUGCCAUUGUGGCUCCCGAUGCGUUUGACAUCGUGGAUGUUGGGGCUCAGAAAGGAAUGACAACGGAACAACGGCGCAACUUGGGAUCAAUAGCUAAGGUUCUACAGAGUGUUGCAUCAGGCAAAACAUUCGGUGGAGAUAAUGAUCACUUAUCAGGCCUCAACAAGUUUGUAGUGGCUGCACAUGAGAGAUUUAAAGCAUUUUGCAUAAAAGUUUGUGAUGUUCCUGAGCUUGAUGAUAGAUUCAACAUAAAUGAGUAUUCCGACUUCGUCAAUCCGACCAAACCAGUUGUCUACAUGUCCGUGCAGGAGAUCCUAGAUACACAUGCAUUAUUGAUGGAGCAUGAGGAAAUUGUUGCACCUGAUAGAACGGAUCCACUACAUGAACUUCUCAGUGAUCUUGGAGAGCCACCUAGCAUUCAAGAUCUCAUUGUUGUUCUUAGUUUAUGGCAUGCACCAGUAGACACCAAUGAGCAGCAAGCAGAAGCCCUCCUCACCAACCUCGCCAAAUCAGAAAUAUCAUUAACACUAACCAACAAAUUUGAAAUCUCAAGUGAAGAUGAUACUGAUAUGGUGCAACUUUUUAUCAGAACCAAAAGACUUUUAGUGGAUGUUAUACGAGUACAGCCAGCAGAAACAGUGCCACAGGUGUUGAGGACACCUGCAACAGAUGAACAGGAGGAUGAACAUCAAGCGUUGGUGAGCAAACGACUCAAACAAGAUGAAAAAGCAACAAGGGAAGAUGAUAAAUUACAGCGAACCAUGUCUGUACUGCAAGAUAGCAAAUUACCAUUAGGAUCAAUCAAGACAAAGAUCGAAAAGAACCUGGCAACACUAGAAGGAACCAAACAUGUUUCGUCAGAAGACCACUACCAAGCUAUGGUGACAGCAAUAGCACAUGAUAUCCGAAACCAAAGAAGAUACCGCAAUCGACGAAAACAGGAGCUGUUGAAGCUGCGUGCCACCAUGAAUGGUUUGGAAUCAAAAUCUGGUUUCUACCAAGAACAAAUAGACUUUUAUAACAGAUAUAUUGAAACCUGCAUGUUGAACCUACAAACAAAAACUAGGAAAUCUAAGGAAUCAAAAAAGAAGAAGGAAACAAUCAAGUACACAGGGGCCAGACUUCAUGAGAAAGGCAUAAUCUUGGAAAUUGAAGGUCUAUCUGAAGCUCAAUUUAAGAAUGUAAUGUUUGAAAUAACUCCAGUACAGACAGCUGGUACGUUUGAAGUGACCGCUCAUUUCCUAGGUGUUAAGAUGGAUACGGUGCAAAUUGUAUUUUCUGAUUUGUUGCAGUUACAGUAUGAUGGUGUUGCAGUCAUGAAGAUGUUUAGUAGGGCAAAGGUUAAUGUUAACUUGCUCAUUUUCCUCCUCAACAAGAAGUUUUAUGGAAACUAGAGGGUGCUGUUUAAAAGGAAAAACAACCUUCUUGAUAUGCUCCCACCAGCAACAUGUAAUAUUUAUGUAUAAAUUGUGAUAUUUGUAAGAAAAAGGGAACAUGAUAUGAUGUUACAGUGCUCGAAGUGGGUUUUAAUCGUUUUAAGGAAAGAAAAUGUUUUAUGUCAACUGAAUUUUAUUUUAUAUGUUUUGAAGGUAUUAGUAAACUUUAAUUUGUGCUUGUUGUAGAGACAAGUAUUUAUAACCUUCUGUUACGUAAAUAGUAUAUUGUUAAAUAUGCACAAGAGAGGAUGUGUUUAACACUACACUGUUUGGCAUUGGAAGUGUUGUGGAAGAAAGUAGGAAAUAAUUUAUCUAAUAAUAAAAAAAAUAAUUAAUAAAUUGAGGUGAAGCUUAGGAAAAUAUCUAGUUAAAUUUUUUACCACCCGUAAUUAAAACAUAUGGCAUUAUAAAUCCAUAUACUUCACUUAAACAUGUAUUUCUUUAUUUUUAUUAUUAAUAUUAUUUAUUACAGUAAAGAUUGUUACAUUUCCUGAUAAACAAUUACAUAGUGGAAUAAUAAUUAUACACUUGUUUUAGUUACCAACUUUUGCUUUUAAAUAAUAGAAACUGAUGAAGGAGUAAAAAAAAAUGAAUAAACUAAAUUGUCACAUGUAUAUUAUAACAGAUACUGUAGAUCAGAUUUUAAACAUAUAUCCUGCUAUUAACUAAUUAUUACUAACAAUUUGAUGAAUUUGUUUAACCAUAGGUGCAUAAUUAAUAUCAAUUAAAUAGCAGUAAUUUACUGGGCUUUACCAUGAAGUAGAAAAGCUAGCUCUAUUUUUGAAGUAUAUAAUUGCACAUGGGUUGCAUAACACUGUGCUUUCUCACCAGUCCCAGCAUCUUGGAUUAAAAUCUAGUGUUUAUUUUGGCUUGGGACUAACAACUCAAUUUUCAAUGCCUCAUUAAGUUUAUAAAGCAUCAUUCCAUCCUUUAAUUUCUAAGUACAUGAUGGUGGAUGUGAAGAAGACAUAAAAUUUUUUAAAACUAUAUGCAGAUGCGCUUAAAUCACAUACGCACAUGAUAUACGCAUGUAAAAGCGCACACACAUUUUGACAUCAUUUUUGGUUUAUAUGUAACCUUUGCAGUCACUCUUUAAAAUAGCCAAGUAGCCAACAUUUGUUUUCUGCUUUUCCUACUUUGUGCUUGGUUAGUCAAAUUAGUUACUCAGUCAUUGUUAAUUAAUCUGUAAAAUGAAUUUUGCAGAUAUGUAUUUAUUUAAUUAUAUUUUGUCAUAAUAAAUUUUAAAGUUUGAACAGAAUUUAUAAUUACAAUAGUUAGGCUUGAUGUUCUUUUUAUCUCUUUAAAAAUAAGUAUUAAAUUUAUCUUUUGAUAAAGUUGCUUGUUGGUUCUUACUCAAUCAUGACAUAUAAUUAUAUUGUAUAUGGAUCAUUUGAUCCAAAUUGUCAUACUGAAGGAAAAAAAUUAAUCUAUGCAUAUAAAAUGUCUUCCAAGAAUAGAUUAGCUUCAUUCAGAUUGAUUUUAAAGUAUGUAGGUUGGAGACAUUUUUGCAACUUUUUGGCCAUUUAAUAUAGAUAGAAAAAAAAACAUUUCGGUGCCGAAUUUGAUCAGUUUCUUCCUUUGGUAACUUUCAAAAAAAAAUAUUCAAAUAUUUGGCUGACCAAAUUUAUAGAUAAAUUUCCCAAUGAUUCCUAAAAAUAUAAAGACAUUAAAAAAUGUUUAUUUAAAUAUUUUGGGUUAUUUAAUAAAAUGUAACUGUUAUGGCAUUUUAUGAAAUUUGUUUUUGAGUCUCUGAUAUGUUUUGUUGUGAUAGUUGAUGCUUUAGUACAGUUUUCCAUGUUGUUUUCCUGUGUCAAAACGAAAUGAUAUGUAGAAUUAUAGUGUAAAAUAGAAUCAGUUUUUGUACAUGGUUUUAGUUGGACUUCAUCCGGGACAUUGUUAUGUGCAUCGGAUUUAAUUUUUGUGAUGUCAUCACGAUGAUGACAUCAUCACAAGAUUAACAAGAAUAAUAAUUAAAAAAAAGUUCAAAUGCUAAUUGA
Messenger RNA from Anneissia japonica, 7238 nucleotides. Its product is annotated as ras GTPase-activating-like protein IQGAP1. Gene Ontology annotation, biological process: regulation of GTPase activity; regulation of actin cytoskeleton organization. The transcript is spliced from 48 exons. Gene Ontology annotation, molecular function: actin filament binding; calmodulin binding; GTPase activator activity. The record is from RefSeq and is a predicted model, not a curated record. The coding region runs from base 148 to 5199 and encodes 1683 amino acids. Lineage: Eukaryota; Metazoa; Echinodermata; Crinoidea; Comatulida; Comatulidae. Gene Ontology annotation, cellular component: cytoplasm.